Lingula anatina is the source of this 1564-nucleotide messenger RNA. RefSeq names its product bifunctional methylenetetrahydrofolate dehydrogenase/cyclohydrolase, mitochondrial-like. Gene Ontology annotation, biological process: tetrahydrofolate interconversion. Gene Ontology annotation, cellular component: mitochondrion. The record is from RefSeq and is a predicted model, not a curated record. Gene Ontology annotation, molecular function: methenyltetrahydrofolate cyclohydrolase activity; methylenetetrahydrofolate dehydrogenase (NADP+) activity; methylenetetrahydrofolate dehydrogenase (NAD+) activity. NCBI's taxonomy places the organism in Eukaryota, Metazoa, Brachiopoda, Lingulata, Lingulida, Lingulidae.
GGGGGAAGUUCAGGAAACAUUACUAGGUCAUAAGGUCACCCACACGGCAACAUGGCAAUUCGCAGCGCUUCACAGAUGCUCUCCGUUUCUAACACAUUUUUGCAAAGUUUGAGAUGGGCUGCUACCAGAUCAUUCGAGGAAAAUAUAAUACAAAACGUCGGAACCCAGGCCAAGAUUAUCAAUGGGAAUGUGUUGGCAAAGCAGAUCAAAUUAGAAAUCCGUGAUGAGGUGCAGGAAUGGGUGGCAGCUGGCAACAAACGACCACAUUUAACAGCCAUUAUUGUUGGAGAUGACCCAGCAAGUCAUACCUAUGUCAGGAACAAAAUGAAAGCCACAGAGUUCACAGGAAUUUCAAGUGAAACAAUACGCCUGCCUGACACAGUUUCCCAACCAGAAUUGUUGAAGAGAAUCCACGAGCUGAAUGAAUGUAGUGAUGUGGAUGGAAUUCUGGUACAGCUUCCUGUUCCAAAACACAUCAGUGAGAGAGCCGUUUGUAAUGCAGUCUGCCCAGAAAAAGAUGUUGAUGGUUUCAAUAUUAUAAAUAUUGGAAGGCUGUGUUCUGAUCUCAAGGCUCUGGUGCCAGCUACAGCUGCUGGGGUGAUGGAGAUGAUAAAGCGAUCAGGGAUAGAAACUUUUGGAAAAAAUGCAGUUGUCUGCGGGCGGUCUAAGAAUGUGGGACUGCCUAUCGCAGUAUUGCUGCAUGCUGAUGGUAUUGGGGAAACAAAGGCUGGAGAUGCCACAACCACAAUCUGCCAUCGAUAUACUCCGCCAGAUGACUUGAGGCGUCAUCUUGCUGCUGCAGAUAUUUUAGUGGUGGCAACUGGUAUACCACACCUGAUUAAGGGGGAUAUGGUGAAAGAAGGGGUGGCUGUUAUUGAUGUUGGCAUCACAAGAAUAAAAGACCCCGAGACUGGGAAGGCCAAGCUUGUGGGUGAUGUGGAUUUUGAAGCGGUCUCUGAAAAAGCCAGCUUCAUCACACCAGUACCUGGAGGAGUUGGACCAAUGACUGUUGCUAUGUUAAUGAAAAAUACCUUACUUGCUGCAAAGAAGGAGAUUGAUUACAAUUUUUAGUAUAUUUUUGAUAUUAUUUUAAGCAUUACUUUAAAAGUAUUUUCUCAUAUGUUAUAUCCCCCCCCUUUUUUUCAUUGCUUCAUAAGCAAUGUCAUGUUCGUGGACACAGUAGAGGCAUUUGACUAAAUAUGGCAUCACCAUUCAGAAUGUUGUAUUAUGCAUAUUGAAAUCUUAUGAGGAAAAUUUAAAAAAGUAUUAAAUGAUAACAUUAGCUGAUUGUCAUUUAUAUGUUUAUUUUACAUCAUACUUGAUUAUUCACUUUGCCAGGGAUAGGGAGUUUAUGAUGAAGUAAAUUGAUAAAGCAUUACAUUUUAUCGGUUUAUAAAAUGAUAAAUUUAUUUUACAUUUUAAACAUGUGGAACAAUUGUAACUAAGAGGGCUUUGCUAUCUAUUGUAUACAUUUUAGUAAUCACAUAUUGGGUUAGCUUGGAGACACUGAAACUAAUUGUCAGUUUAAAUUCAGAAAAUAAUAAUAAUAUGUCACAUCAUGAAA